Molecule: messenger RNA, 2965 nt
Organism: Neohortaea acidophila
Lineage: Eukaryota; Fungi; Ascomycota; Dothideomycetes; Mycosphaerellales; Teratosphaeriaceae
Exons: 7
Coding region: 228-2651 (807 amino acids)
Cellular component (GO): cytoplasm
Molecular function (GO): glycosyltransferase activity
Source: RefSeq, a predicted model, not a curated record
CGCGUGGAACCGCCUCGCCAUCCUCCCUCUCCAUCCCUCAUUGUCUCCCGCAUUGAACCCCGCGACACUCCGUCCUUUCUCGCAGCAUCGCCCGUCAUCUCUCCCAGCGUCGCUCGUCAUUCCUCCUCUCCUUUCAUUGCAUUGGGAGCGAUGAGGCCGUCACAAAGUCUGUUGAACUGCUUGAGAUAAGAGGCGGGGUGCCCGAUUCCACCACACACUCGCCCCCAAUGGAUCGCAAGACGAAGGAGGAUGUGUACUGCACCCUCGUCAUGGACGACGGCUACCUGCCGGGUGCAGCAGUCCUGGCCAAGUCAUUGCGAGAUGCAGGCACCCAAAAGCCGCUUGCGUGCAUGGUGGUACAGGAAAAUCUCCGUGCAUCAACUAUGAGAGAGCUACAAUCCCUCUACGACCAUGUCCUCCCCGUUCCCCCCAUCACCAGCCCAAACACCGCCGCUCUCUACCUCAUGGGUCGUCCCGAUCUUCGUAACACCUUCACCAAAAUCCACCUCUGGCGGCUGACGCAGUACCGAAGAAUCGUAUACGUUGACGCCGAUGUGGUUGCGUUGAGGGCACCGGAUGAGCUUUUCGAUAUUCACGAUGAGUUUGCCGCCGCACCCGACGUCGGCUUCCCCGACAUCUUCAACACUGGCGUGCUUAGUCUUACCCCGGAUGCGGGCGUGUACGAGGCUCUGCUCACAAUGGCUGCCACUGGAGAUAGCUUUGAUGGCGCGGACCAAGGCUUGCUGAACCAAUACUUUGAACACAAGCCAUGGAAGAGGUUGAGCUUUACGUACAACUGCACGCCAAACGCCAAUUACCAGUACGAGCCUGCAUACCGCUACUACAAGCGAAACAUCAGCAUGGUGCACUUUAUCGGAAGCGAGAAACCAUGGAAGAAAGAGCGGUCGCGCGUGGGCUCAUCCGGUGCUUACCAGGAACUGCUCAAUCGAUGGUGGGCGGUGUACGACCGACAUUUCAAGGUUUCGACCUCCGAUUACAUACACGGAAAAGACACAUCCGCAUCAUUGGCCGUGCGACGCGAGGUGAGAAGCUCAAGCGAAAGCGAUGGCUACUAUGCCACAGGUUAUCCUAAGGAUUCCACGCAGCCUGCCCCUCCGCACGAAGGUGCCACUACUGCGACCGAAGUCCCAUUCACUGAAGCGGGAGAACAGGCAGAAAACAUUGGUCAAGGUAGGACCGAACCAACACCGACCGUUGAAGUCAGAAAAUUCUCCGCUCCGCACAUGGAGUGGGAUGCUACGCGCUCGGCUCCCCCGGUCCAGUCGAAGCCAGAGGCGGCCAAUUUCCCUACAGCAGUAUACGAGUUCAGCAAAGACCCCGUGCCUUUUCAGCCGCCCAAGUCGUACCCGGAGCCGCCCAGAGAUAUGCAUUAUGAAGUACCCAAGCCAGCCCCUCGCAAGGAAGAGAAGCUGGCUCCCAUUUUCCCUUGGGAGGAGCGUGAAGCCCCGAAGCCAACCCGCAGGUUCAUCGAAGAUGAACCCCCUCCCCCGAGCAUUGUGGUCCAAUCCGAGGACGAUGACUUUCACGGUGCAGACGAGUUGUCCGUACAAGCCCUGCCGACCGACGAGGAGCCAACCCCCUCGACUGCAUUGCGAGGGGCUCCCGACGGCUCCUGGGAUCCUUUCGAUGCCGCCAGCAAGAAUGCCUGGGACGAUGUAGCGGGCAUCGAGCAAUACGUCCGUGCCCUGACUGCGCAGCAAAAGUCGCGAGGCCAGGUGCAAGUCGUGCCACCGACGACGCCUCCCAAGCAGCAACAACAGACAGCGGCACAAGAAAGCGUCUUGUCGCCUCUGAACGAACCGCUUGCGCCCGAUGAUCUCGUUCAAAAAGUACAGAAGCGUAGGGAGAGCCUUCUCCUCACCGACUUCCCCACUGCCAUCGAACGGCCCAGUCUCCCCGUCACGCCUGCGCCAAUUCGUCGCUCGACAUUCUGGAGCGGCGAGAACGAGGGAGAGGACCAGUUGCCGCCGGCUGAAGGCGUGCCAAGCCAGGAAGACUGGGAUCCCGCCGUCCAACUCGAACAGUUGCGCCGCAACUCGCUCAUCGGCGUUGGUGAUCUCAAAUUACCUGGGUUCGCAGCUGAUAAACCCAAGACUAUCCCGGAACGUCAGAUGCCGGGCAAUGCUCCCUCAAGGGCAGCGGCCGUCGCAUUCAACGACGAUGUAUUCGGCGUGGGGAGUCCAGGCAGCGGUGGCGUCGCUGGCAGCACAGGCGUUGGUGGGGGUGGAUCUUCGUGGGGCCUGGGCUUGUCGUUACCGGCGGAGUCGACAUCGACAACGACAACUGAGACCUCCAAGACUUUCUCAAGUUCCGAGGCAUUCGACACCUCUGCCGCCGCCGAGACUUCAAGGAUCUCCGAGAUAUUCCAAAAGUCUGACGACACGUUCGACGCCGCCGCCGAGAAGUCGAGAAUCGCCGAGACUGUCGAGCGCGCGGAUGAGUCUUUCGAUACCAGUUCCGCUCCUGCCGCCGCUGCAGAGACUUCCCGCUUAUCCGAAAUGUCCCGGACUUUCGAGUCGGCGCAGACUUUCGAGUCCGCCCAGACUUCCGAGACUAUCGAGAGUAUCGAGGGUUCGACGUCGACUUCGGGUGGAGUGCGCUUCGGGACCGAAUUCGCGUCCGAAAGCUGACGGUGAUGGGGGAAGGAUGCGUGGCGUUUUUUUCCCUUCCCUCUCUCCACCUCCGGGGUUUCCCGAGCUCUGAGAGGGUAUGGAUGCAGUUGUGGAUGGCCUGGCUGGAUGUGGAUGCGGUGGCGUGCUCGGAGCGCAAUGCUCCCGGCACGUGGCUUUUAGCCGUUUGCUUUUCUUUCCUUGCUGGUGGCAUGUCUGCGUUGCUCCGGUGGGGCUUUGCGGGCGAUCAUUGAUGGACGACAUGCGCUCUGCUUUCCCUUCUACAUUAUUAGAGCGUUAUAGCGGCUUAUGUGAAAAGCUGGCGAGGUAAUUAU